UAAUAAUGUGGAAUUUCCAAGUUCAACAAAACUAAUCAAAAUAAGUUAGUUGUCAAUAUCAAGACUUUAGUAUCAUGUUAUUGUAUUUGUUAGUAUGAUUUAUAAAGUAUUAUUCUAUUCAUUACAUAACAUCAUCAAGUGAAUCACCUUUUUACACAAUGUCAAUUUCUUGAUUUAUUAAUAUUAAAAAUUUUGCAUAGAACCAAUGGAAGUUACAAGGUAUGAACGAAAGUUGGAAGAAGUAACAGAGGUGAUUGGUCAUGCAAAGUUGGCUGAAGAUGAUUUGGCACCCCAGUCUCAAGCUUUAUUCGUCUCAGAUUCUUUUGAUGAUUACAGAUUGCUUGAGUUGAAUAGCAGCAUUCAAACGAAUCUGAGUGAAGGACAAAGAGUUGUUUUUCAAGGUGAAAAACACGAGAAGGCUGUCUUGUGUACAGAAAAUGAAACUUAUGAGAUACUCGAAGCUGAAACUUCCAACACACUACUGUUGGUUCCUGAGCUCAUAUUCGCUUUACCUGCCAAAGAUGGCGUGAAUCAGAAUGGGAAUGGGGCGGUUGGCGAACAGAAUGGAACGCGCCAUUUGUCAAGUACUGUGAUAACAGGAGUGUUCAACAGUUACCUGGAGUUGCGUAAAAUGAAGCCUCGGCUGAGGAAGCUGGAAGAGCUGUUAUCGUGCAGUGAGUACAGAGGGUCAGAACUAGAGGAGGAGGUGCUAGCCAGGGCUGACAGCCGUUUGUACUCACGAGAGGACUUGCUCACACUCGUUCAGGCCAGUAGCAACGAGCUGGAUGAGGGCCUUCGACAGAUCGCAGCAUGUCAAAUCGAUGGCAAGUGGCGUUUACUGGACUUCGACUACUGCUUCAGGGUGCUUUCGCAGAUCCAGAAUCUUGUUGAUUCGAAUUCGUGGCCGCUGAAUGCAGUUCCAGAAAAUGAAACUGUCGAAACGUUGAAAGAUAUUUUUCCUGAGGUGAUAGUGCGACAUGUUUUCCAUCAAUUCACCUCUCCACAAUAUGAACGAAAUGAAGAAGGUGACGCACUGUUCGAGCUGACUGAAGACAAAGUGUGCCGCUUCCUGGCUGAGGCGCUGCUGCGGCCCCUGGCCAACGGCGACCACAACGAUGCAGCCUGCAGUGGCUUCGAUUUGCAACAAUUUCUGGCCGCCUGGCAGCACAGUGUGCCCGAAGGCAUGGAGACGAACGUGCAGCAGUUAGCUGGUCUGGCGGUGAUCGACGAUUCGGCCGGGAAGACGCCGCAGGUCAAACUGUUGCCUGAGAAGAGUUUGCCCGAAGGUGCAACUGAACGUCUGCAGCAGCUGUUCUCCAUUCGACAACAAUGGACACUUGAUGAAAUACAGCCUUACAUUGAGCCUGUAGCUGUUAAUGCGGCUGACGUCAACAGACUACUCAUGAAGCACGCCCGAUCAUUCAUGUCCAAUGGCAAGCGCUGCUACACAGCUAGGCAUGGACAAAACAACUGAAAGGUCAGCAUAUUUCCGCAUAUAUAUCGCACCAAUAAGGCAUUUUUUUCAACUAAAAUACUAAUUUCAACACUUCAAUUUAUAAGUUUCUCUGUUACCUGUAUUUAAUUAAAGUAUGAUUGUUGAUUUUUAA
Nilaparvata lugens (brown planthopper) is the source of this 1607-nucleotide messenger RNA. RefSeq names its product sister chromatid cohesion protein DCC1. Lineage: Eukaryota; Metazoa; Arthropoda; Insecta; Hemiptera; Delphacidae. The coding region runs from base 206 to 1474 and encodes 422 amino acids. Gene Ontology annotation, biological process: mitotic sister chromatid cohesion; maintenance of mitotic sister chromatid cohesion. Gene Ontology annotation, cellular component: Ctf18 RFC-like complex; chromatin; nucleus. The record is from RefSeq and is a predicted model, not a curated record. The transcript has 8 exons.